Messenger RNA from Sciurus carolinensis (gray squirrel), 769 nucleotides. It is a transcript of the gene Mustn1, whose product is annotated as musculoskeletal, embryonic nuclear protein 1. NCBI's taxonomy places the organism in Eukaryota, Metazoa, Chordata, Mammalia, Rodentia, Sciuridae. The record is from RefSeq and is a predicted model, not a curated record. Gene Ontology annotation, biological process: tissue regeneration; chondrocyte differentiation; chondrocyte proliferation. Bases 329 to 577 code for a protein of 82 amino acids. The transcript has 3 exons. Gene Ontology annotation, cellular component: nucleus.
AACCCACAUUCAUAAACAGCCAGUCGCUACCAGUGCCAGCACCUCCCACCUGCAAGUACGGCAGCUGUUCCUGAGGGUGCAGGGUCUCCCCAGCUGUCUGCUUUCACCAGGGCUGCUGUCCCCAUCAUCUCCGAGAAUAAACUCUGAAACUAGUGGCUGUGUGGACCUGAAUCAUCGGGGAGCCUGUCGGAGACGGGGGAGUGACUUCCCGGGAUAAGCAAGCAGGCUAUAUAAGCUCCGGAGGGCCAGGCUCCACACAGAUCUCUUCCCUCGCUACUGUCUGCCAGAGAGGCACCUUCAGAGAGCCAGCUCUUGCCCGGCACCCAUCAUGUCCCAGGCCGGUGCUCCAGAAGCUCCCAUCAAGAAGAAGCGUCCCCCUGUGAAGGAGGAGGACCUGAAGGGGGCCCGAGGGAACCUGUCCAAGAACCAGGCAAUCAAGUCCAAGACCUACCAGGUCAUGCGGGAAUGUGAGCAAGCCGGCUCAGCUGCCCCGUCCGUGUUCAGCCGCGCCCGCACAGGUACAGAGACUGUCUUUGAGAAGCCCAAAGCUGGACCUGCGAAGAGUGUCUUUGGCUGAAAAGUGCACAUCGCACCCCUCUCCACCCCAAGCACCUGGACACAGGAGCCUUUCCCACGAACUCUUUUUUUUUUAAUGUCAAAAUGUCCUUCCCAGCUGUCUCUGGGCCUUCUGCCCUGCACCACAGCCCUGACCCUUUGGCACCAGAACCUUGGAAACACCAAUAAAGAGCAUGCCCAAGUGGCCUCAGCA